AUGGAAGAUGCCCAGCCUGACGGUAACUGUGGGUUUCGAUCGGUGGCUAUGGGUUUGGGAUUGGACCAGAAUGCUUGGAUGUGGGUCCGCCAAGAGCUACUGGAUGAGAUGUUAAUUAACAAAGCCCGGUGGUCGCCUAUUCUUGACUCUUUUGAUCCGGGAUUUUACACUACGGUAUAUCGAUCAAUAAACUGGUUGCAUGUGGAACCUGCACCAAUGGCAUGUUGGAUGUUCUUGCCAUACGUCGGAUUGUUGGUGGCUCAAAAAUUUGGUGUGGUUGUUCAACAUUUACGCAAUGGUGUUUGUCAAACAUACUUUCCCAUGUUUGAUGGUCCGGAGGAGGGCCAUUCUGUUCUUUCGAUUGCCUAUGUGGAAGAUGGCCAUUUCAUCAUGGUUAAGUUAACGGAUGAUGGUCCGAUGCCUCCACCGAAUGGACUAUGGAAUAUGUAUCGAAGUACUGAAGCUAUGGAGUGGGAGACAAUGUACAUGUCUCGUCUUUCACAGGGUAAGAAGUUACUUCGUAGUAAUAGAAGUGUUCGAAGAGACUUUAUUAACUUGUUGUAG
Molecule: messenger RNA, 564 nt
Organism: Helianthus annuus (common sunflower)
Lineage: Eukaryota; Viridiplantae; Streptophyta; Magnoliopsida; Asterales; Asteraceae
Exons: 1
Coding region: 1-564 (187 amino acids)
Source: RefSeq, a predicted model, not a curated record